AUGAAAGUUGAUGAGGAAGUCGUUGAGCUGGCCAUGUUUGCAAUCGCGGAGCAUAACAGGCACUCGAAGACGAAUCUUGUGUACGUGGAUGUCGUCCAGGGAACCAUGCAAGUUGUCCACGGCUUAUUGUACCGUCUUAUCAUUUCGGCUAAAACUGGCACCCGUGCGGCAAAAAAUUACGAGGCCGUUGUGUGGGAAAAGCCACAGGGCACGGGCCACCACUCAAACAAGCUUGUGUCCUUCAAAGAGUGUAGAUCUGUAGAUUUUGUAAAUCGAUUUCAGAUGUAUUUAUAUGUAUGUACGCCAAUGAGUUAA
Molecule: messenger RNA, 315 nt
Organism: Eruca vesicaria subsp. sativa (arugula)
Lineage: Eukaryota; Viridiplantae; Streptophyta; Magnoliopsida; Brassicales; Brassicaceae
Source: the annotation of a GenBank genome assembly